Molecule: messenger RNA, 2509 nt
Organism: Lepisosteus oculatus (spotted gar)
Lineage: Eukaryota; Metazoa; Chordata; Actinopteri; Semionotiformes; Lepisosteidae
Product: transmembrane protein 50B
Biological process (GO): late endosome to vacuole transport via multivesicular body sorting pathway; protein targeting to vacuole
Source: RefSeq, a predicted model, not a curated record
UAGCCGCCAUUGUUAACACGUUACCCAUUCAAGGUCUCUUGCAAUUGUUCCUAGUAUUUUAAAUGACCUAACUUUGGUGGUACUAAAUAUAGUUACUCUACCUACGAAGUGUGUUUUUCAUCAAUUCGAUAGAUUAUCGAAGCUAUUAGACAUUAUCAUCCUGGUAGCCAGUGGUCGCUGUUGCAGUUCACCACAAGCUCAAACCAAAAAGAAGCUCUUGUGUUUCCUUCCCCGUACACCGGUACCCAGGGUUAUGAUCAAAGUCGAUUGGUGAGUGACGAAGAGCCGCGCACAGGGAUUGGACAGCAUCGAAUGUCAAUCUUCGUCACUUUCUGACUUCGCUGUAGGAACUUAAACGGGGACAAAUUUGCAGGGCUCAUAAUUUAAUCGAUCAGGUGCUCCAGAUUGUAUGAAGACUAACUGUGUGUAGGUGAAGUCCAGAAGUUGGAGAUGGCUGGGUUCCUGGAUAACUUUCGCUGGCCAGAGUGCGAGUGUAUCGACUGGGGAGAGAGUCGCAAUACCGUGGCAUCUAUUGUGGCCGGUAUCUUGUUCUUCACAGGCUGGUGGAUCAUGAUCGAUGCGGCUGUGGUGUAUCACGACCCCGAGAAGCUGAACCACGCCUUCCACACCUGCGGCGUCUUCUCCACCAUUGCCUUCUUCAUGAUUAAUGCAGUGUCCAAUGGCCAGGUGAGAGGGGACAGCUAUGGUGAAGGCUGCUUCGGCAGAACAGGGGCAAGAAUCUGGCUGUUCAUUGGUUUCAUGAUGAUGUUUGGGUCUCUCAUUGCCUCCAUGUGGAUUCUCUUUGGAGCAUACGUUGUUCAGAAAAAAGAGGUGUACCCUGGACUCGCUGUGUUUUUUCAGAACGCACUGAUAUUCUUCAGCACUCUCAUCUAUAAGUUUGGAAGAACAGAAGACCUCUGGGCAUAGCCCCACCCUUUCUGUGAUUCACCAAGCACACCUCUUUCCUUCAGCAAUCAAACCUCACUUCGAGUGAAACCCAGGGCUACAAGAGAAAGCGUCUAAUUAACUUACUGGAAUUGCCCAUGAGAUGCUUUGUGAGCUGUGUCAACCAUCUCUUGUUUCACCUGUGUCAGAUUGUGAACAUGGAUUCCUCUCAGGAUCUGAAGGCCUUGUUUGGCUUUGAGUGUUUUGGAAACAAAUGUUUUAAAAAGCCACCAGUUUUAUAAUCCUUUAACUUGAAAGGUAAGUUGUAUGCAGUGAGGAGGGUCAAAUUUUAAAUGCCUUUGUCCAGUACAAGCGUGUAAAAAAGUUGUUUUCCCUUGUAAUUCUAUUGUAUUUGCAUUGUACUUUUCACUGUUACUUUCUAUUGUGUAAAGUACUUUUUUUUAUAAAUGUAUGUAUAUGUACAGAGUCAAAGGUUUUGCAGCACAGUAUGUCAGGUAUGUCUACAUCUGGUGGUUGCACUUUAAUUUAAAGCAAGCACGUUUUACUGAAAUAUAGCCGUAAAUAAGUUUCUCCAAAGGCAUACACUGAAAAUAAAAAAAUCUCUUUCUGGAACGUGUGUAAAACCUUUACACAAUGACUGCCAUGAAUGAAUGUCAAUCCUUGGGAGAUCAGCAGCAUAGAGUUUAUCACCCGCAAAAUAGUUCAAAGCUGUGGAUGGAGACAGAAAUCAAAGAGCUUGCUUUGAAUUUUUUAUAUUUUACUUUUUUGGUUUAGAUUUUUUUGUAAGAAAAGCUGUGAUAUUAAAUGUUUAGUGUGCUGUACAGCAUUUUCUCAGAAGAAUGCAUUUUAAAAAGGUAGAGCCUUUUUUUAAAGUGGAUGAACUGUCAGGCGGGAGAUUUGUGGAAGCAAUUUCCUAGUGUUAAAAUAAGACACUUUGGUCUGAGAAGCUUCAGGCCAUUAUAUUGUCCAGAUCUGACAAACUGAGUUAUUUUGAUUUGCUGGUUAACUGUUAGUUUACAAUGUAAAGGAACAUCUGAAGGUCUGACAGGGGAAAUGUGCAGAGACACAGUGGCAUAUCAGAUGAGCUGCUGCAACAAUAUAGUGCUUCAAACCAAGACUGGCACAAGUUGACUCUGUACAUCCUAUGCCUAAAAAUCUGCUUAUAGUACUGUAACAAAACCACUUAAAACAUAUUUGCUCUAUGCCAUAGCCAGGCAAAGCACAAAAAAUGGUUAAAAAAAGCAAACUACAUCAAAUGUACACAAGAGAGUUGUAUCUACAUAUUGGAUGGGAGUCCCCAUUACCUGUAAUGUGCUUUGAGUAGAGUCUCCAGAAAAGUGCUGUAAGUGUAAGCAAUUAUUAUGAUCUAUACAUCAUAAAAAUGGUCUUUGAAAUUUGGAUAAGAGUGACUCAUGACUAGCAAGGUCCCUGGGCAUGACUUUAGAGAACAGAUUGACUUUUAUUCAUGGUAAACAAUGCUACCAGGAGAUAGUUGAUUUUUUAUAUGAAGGGAACAAACAAUUAUUAACAUGAAGGACAUAAAUGAAUCCUAAUUAUUAAUGUGAAUGUAAUAAAUAGGAUAAAAUAGUUAAGCUUACCGUUA